Messenger RNA from Staurois parvus, 349 nucleotides. The record is from the annotation of a GenBank genome assembly. NCBI's taxonomy places the organism in Eukaryota, Metazoa, Chordata, Amphibia, Anura, Ranidae.
UGAUUACUCGCCGGCAACCCGGUGAUCGAGGAGCAUUACCGAUGGAGGGAGAGAAGUUUUGUAAACAAAACAAUUCUCUCCCGUCAGCUCCUGCACACUGCUUUGCACAUGGCUCAUGCAAAGCAUUGUGCUUACAGUGAAGCACAAGCAGCCCAGUAUGUAAAACUACACACAGUUAACCCUUUGAUCGCCCAGCAUGUUAACCCCUUCCUGCCCAGUGCCAUUAGUAGUGUCAGUGCUUUUUAUUAGCACUGAUCACUGUAUUGGUGUCACUGGGGAUGUCAGUGACACCAAGUCAGUUCCCCCCCAGUGUCAGAAUGCAAGCCACAGUCCCGCUAUAGGUCGCUGA